AUGGAGUCAAGAGAACUGCUGGCUAAUAAGGAGUCUUUGGCCUCUUGUGACAUUGCCAUUUUUGUUCAUGACAAGUCUAAUGAGUCCUCAUGGAAGGCAUCGUCUAAACUCCUUGUAGAAAUUGCUCGUCAUGGAGAACAUACUGGCUUUAAGGUGCCCUGCCUUAUAGUUGCAGCUAAAGAUGACCAGUAUUCAUUUCCAAUGGCUGUACAAGAGUCAACUAGGGAUUCAAAAGAUGAGACUAAUGUUAAAGAUGUUGAGUACCAAGCAGUAAGUAAACCGAAACAAGGAGGAUAUAGAGCUACUCAUUUCAUCUUUGCAAUGAUGUUGCUUGAUAACAUAGGAUUUGUGGCAAACAUGGCAAGCUUGGUGUUAUAUUUCUUGUUUGUGAUGCAUUUUGAUUCCCCUGGUGCUUCAACCACUACCACAAACUUCAUGGGAACUACUUUCUUGUUGACUGUCGUUGGAGGGUUCAUCUCCGAUACAUAUAUGAAUCGUCUCAACACAUGCAUCCUCUUUGGCAUAAUUCAGUUGUUGGGAUACGCCUUACUUGUGAUUCAAUCCCAUGAUGAGAAACUUCAGCCAGAACUAUGUGGAAAAAAGAGUUGUUUACAUGGCACAAAAGCUUUACUCUUCUACGCUUCAAUAUACUUGCUUGCACUUGGUGGUGGUGGAAUCAGAGGUUGUGUUCCUGCUCUAGGAGCAGAUCAAUUUGAUGAUAUGAAUCCAAAAGAAUAUCUCCAACUAGCAAGCUUCUUCAAUUGGUUUUUGUUUAGUAUUACAAUUGGUGCUAGCUUAGGUGUCACUUUUGUAGUUUAUGUUAGCACAAUCUUCGAUUGGUACAAAGGUUUUCUUAUAUCUCUCUCAUGUUCUGCCUCUGCACUUAUUUGCAUUGUUGCUGGAAAGAGAUUCUAUCGUAAACGAAUUCCUGGGGAGAGUCCAUUGUUGAGUAUUUUACAGGUGUUGGUUGUCACAGUUAAGAAUUGGAGUGUGAAAGUACCUGAUAAUUCUGAAGAGUUGUAUGAAAUAGAGACUCAUAAGUCUACUUUAAAGAACAAACUCAUUCCUCACACUAGCCAAUUCAGGGUUCUAGACAAAGCAGCCACUCUACCUAAAGACACAGAAGCAAUAAAAUGGAGGGUGUGUACAGUAACACAAGUAGAAGAAGUAAAGAUUCUAACAAGAAUGAUGCCUAUCCUUCUAAGUACAAUACUCAUGAACACAUGUUUAGCACAACUACAAACCUUUUCUGUCCAACAAGGAACCUUUAUGAACACAUUCAUUGGCACUUUCAACAUUCCAGCAGCAUCAAUACCUGUGAUCCCAUUUGUAUUCAUGAUCCUUUUGAUACCUGUUUAUGAAUUUGCAUUUGUACCACUUGCUCGCAAAAUUACCGGUCAUCCUAAUGGAAUAACAGAACUACAAAGAGUUGGUGUUGGCCUAGUUUUAUCAGCAAUCUCAAUGAUCAUAGCAGGUUUAGUAGAAGUGAAAAGAAAGCACUAUUUCAAUGAUCACAAUAACAAAAAAAUCAGCCUCUUUUGGCUUUCUUUCCAUUAUGCAAUCUUUGGCAUUGCUGAUAUGUUCACAUUGGUUGGACUAUUAGAGUUUUUCUACAAAGAAGCUCCUCAAGGAAUGCGUUCACUAUCCACUUCUUUCUCAUUUCUUUCAUUGUCAAUUGGUUACUAUUUGAGCACAGUUUUUGUUGAGCUCAUAAACACAGUGACAAGUAGGAUUACAAAGAGUAAUAAAGGAUGGUUAGAGGGAACAGACUUGAACCAAAACCAUGUUGAGCUAUUUUAUUGGUUCUUGGCAAUACUUAGUAUGCUAAACUUUGUUAUAUAUAUCUUUUGUGCAAAAUGGUACAAAUAUAGAAAUGAUAUUUCAUUUGAUAGGGAAAUGUUGCUCAAACAUCUAGCUACUACUUCAAAUCAUGGAAAUGUGUCAACAAGCUCUGUGACAAGAUUCCAAGAUAUGCCAUUCAAAGAAGAGAGAUCAGAAACCUCCCACUGACCAUGAUUAUUGCCAUUAUUGUUCACCCCAUCAUCAUGUAUUUUGUAAUAUUAAAUUGAUUAUUCAUGUUCUCAAGUUACUUUGCUCAAUCAAAUCUUACUCAUCAUUAGUCUAUUUGAAAAUAUGUUAGUGAAUAAAUUGAUAAUUGGUGGUUAAAGAUAGAGAUUAAAUUAAUAGUAAAUUGUUAAAAUAUAGAGAUCGAUGGUAAGAAUUUAAAUUUAUUAACCAAUUUGACAGUUUCAU
Medicago truncatula (barrel medic) is the source of this 2253-nucleotide messenger RNA. RefSeq names its product protein NRT1/ PTR FAMILY 4.5. Gene Ontology annotation, cellular component: membrane. The transcript is spliced from 7 exons. Lineage: Eukaryota; Viridiplantae; Streptophyta; Magnoliopsida; Fabales; Fabaceae. Gene Ontology annotation, molecular function: transmembrane transporter activity. The coding region runs from base 1 to 2010 and encodes 669 amino acids. The record is from RefSeq and is a predicted model, not a curated record. Gene Ontology annotation, biological process: transmembrane transport.